AUGAGGACGAGAGGGGGCUCGUUGCGGGGUGCCGCAGCCGAGAAUCUGGCUCUCGACAAGCAUGCCACUGCACGGAGGAGCCGUCGUCGAAGCACGCGUGCUUUCGGGGACCGACGGAGCGAGAACUUGGUUGCGGAGGAGGUAUCGAUCCCCAUGGCCGGCGCUGCUGCUGAUGACAAGGCUGGAGAGACAGAAGAAGCACACUGCUGUUCUCUCCCUGAGCAUGCCACGGGUGAUGUCGCGGCUGGAGACACCAAGCGUAUGUCGCCGUCGGCCGUCGCCAAUCGGCAGGAAAAGAGCUGCAACGUCGAGAACCAGCAUGUUGUCGAGCGCCGCCGCUCCGCGAGGUGCUUGUCCAUGAGCGCAGCGGUCGCCAGGCAGACCUCGUCCGUGCAGCGGUCUACGCGAUCGAGGUCAUCGACAGCAUCAUCGUUCGCGCCAACCGUACUCACGAACUGUGAUGUCAACGUGGCAACUGCCCUGGCCAAUACCCAGGCAGAUGAGACCGAAAGGGGUCGCGUUGAAGGCAGCACAUCAUCACCACCACCACCACCACCGCCAGCAGUAACAGCAGCACCGGAAGAGCCAGUCAAGCGGUACCCAGCACCAUCGGCACCGAGAGCUCAAGCGCCAGCGCCAGCCCUAGUAGAUGCCGAAGACACCCCCCCGGCGUUGGCGGAGCUUACUUCUGCUCCCGCGCUCAAGGUUUGCCCGAUAACAACAACAGCACCAAGGAGGAGGGCGUCAAUCCCGUGCCACAGGAGCGAGAAGCACCCGGCGGCGCUGCGGCGUCGGCCUUUUUCAGUAGGGUCCGGUGUUCUCGACAGUCGAAACCUGUUGAUCACUCCACCGGCUUUCGCAGCCCCACAGAUCAACCCAGCCAUCGGCAGCAACGGGUCGAUCGGAGACCCUGGCAAAGCGGUUCCUCGUGGAAGCUUGGCGGAGCUUGCGGUUGGUGCUACGCCGUUGCGGCAGCAGCUCCCCUCGGCGACAGGGCGGCUGCCCGCCAUCACUGUCGUCGAAGACAUCGACGUGGCAAGCCUGCUCGCCGUGCCGGCCCACGCGGCGACUUCCGCGGUGUCGACCUGCUCCGGUGUGCUGGAGGGCUGCAGUCGUGUCCUGGCGCGAGACGAGGAGCCGACCACGCCUUGCUCGACGGGGUUCGCGCUCGUCGACUACGACACGAGCCCUUCGACAGCGGCAGGGUCAUCCCCGGCCGCUGCGGUCCUUGUUGACUACGGGGCAAGCCCGCUCGGGGCUCCUCCGGCGGAGGUGGGGACGCCACCUUCGACGACGUGUGCGUCGCUGGCGGCGGCGCUCGUCGACUACGGCAUGACCCCGUCGGUCUCUCGACUUCGGAAGGAAGACGACAGCAGCCCUUCACCGAGGUUGGACGAAGAGGGGUUUGCUCCGGACCCGGACGACCCAGCACCGGAGGACGGGGGGCGGGUGGAGGGGAAAGCGCGGGUCACCUCGGAUCCAGCUGGGUCUCGUGGCGAGGCCCUCACACGCGGGGAGGAGGAAGAGGAGACGGCCGAUGCCCCUUGUCUUUCUACCCCGGAGGCGGGGGGGACCGUUGAACUGUCGAACCAGGAGCCUAUCGCGCCGAAAGAGAUCGAGGCAGCUGGGGCUGAGCCAGUAGAAGCGGUCGCAGAAGACGGGGUAAGUGGGCUGAGCGAAGAGUCUGUCGUCGUUGCACCGGAGGGAAGUUUGGUUGCGGCGGGUGUCGCCGGUCGUGCGGAGACUCCGGAUGAUGGCGAAGAGGCAAAGGCUGACGAGAUGGCGGCAGCUGUGGCGUCUACAGAGACAGAGGCAGCGAGUAAUGCACGGGGCGAAGAUCCGUACGCGGGCAUGAGUUCGCGUGACGUUGCCCCGGGAGGUGCUGAGGAGGCCAUGGCUGGCGUGGCGGCGGCAGGAAUUGUGCCUACAGAGACGUCGAACGACGCUCAGAGUGAAGCACCGCUCGCGGUGGCCAUGGAUCUUGAUAUCAGCGCUGCUCUCGAAAUGGUCGUGGCUGGCGUGGUGGCGAGAAUGGCAGUGUCUGCGGAGGAAGAUUGCAGUGCUCGGGCUGAACAACCGCUGGCGUCGGUCAUGGGACUUGACGCCCCAGGUGCCGUCGAAGAGGCCAUCGUCGACGAGGUGGUGACACCAACGGUGCCAACCGAGCCAGCAGACGACGAGCAGGGCAGAAAUCCACUUGAGGUAGCCGCGGAAUCCGACGCACCAGCGAUGGCAGUGCCGGAAGAGAUCGUUCCGGAGGUUGCCGAGGAGGUACCGUCGACUGGGCAGCUGGACGUCGACGAAGCUACUGCUGCUCAGCCGGCCAUGCUUACGUGCGAAGGACCGCCGGCGAGCCCGGGAGCAGUGGCCGGCACGGACGUAGCAUCGCAGAGCAACGGAUCGAGCUCGUCAGUGGAGCAUGCUCAGCAGGAUUUGUCUCCUCCGGUGGUACAAGAGGUGCGCGCUGUUCGUCGGUCCACGAGGCGUAGGUCAGUUGCUUUUCCGUCGGCGCCUUGCUUCGAAACGACGCUGAGUAGCGUCACCGCCGUCAGCGCUGACGCCUGUGGUGACAACCAGGGCAUUGAACCCGUCGAGGAGACACGCCCUCCUCAUCGCCCGAGACGGCGGCGAUCGGUUGCACCGGAAAAGCCUCGGUCGGUAGAAACACCGGCACCGACACCGGCACCGGCACUAGCACCAGUUCCCGCUCCAGCUCCCCCAGUCAUGGAUCUUGGUAUCACCGGUGCUCUUGAGGGGGCCGUGGCUGGCGUGGUGGCGAGAACGGCAGUGUCUGCGGAGGAAGAUUGCGAUGCUCAGGCUGAAGAAUUGCGGGCGUCGGUCAUGGGACUAGACGCCCCAGGUGUCGUCGAAGAGGACAUCGCCGACGGGGCGAUGACGUUAACGGUGCCAACCAAGCCAGCAGACGACGCCCAGGGUGGGUAUCCACUUCGGAUGGCCGCGGAAUCCGACGCGGCAGAGACGGCGGUGACGGCAGAGCUCGUUCCGGAGGUUGCCGAGGAGGUACCGUCGACUGGGCAGCUGGACGUCGACGAAGCUACUGCUGCUCAGCCGGCCGUGCUUACGUGCGAGGGACCGCCGGCCGUGACUGGCGUGGUGGCGAGAACGGCAGUGUCUGCGGAGGAAGAUUGCGAUGCUCAGGCUGAAGAAUUGCGGGCGUCGGUCAUGGGACUUGACGCCCCGGAUACCGUCGAAGAGGCCAUCGCCGACGAGGUGGUGACAUCAACGAUGCCAAACGAGCCAGCAGACGACGAGCAGGGCGGAGAUCCACUUGAGAUAGCCGCGGAACCCGACGCGCCCGAGACGGCGGUGCCGGAAAAGCUCGUUCCGGAGGUUGCGGAGGAGGUACAUGUACCGUUGACUGGGCAGCUGGACGUCGACGAAGCCACUGCUCGGCCGGCCGUUUUUGGGUGCGAGGGACCGCCGGUGAGCCCGGGAGCUGUGGCCGGCACGGACGUAGCAUCGCGGAGCAACGGAUCAAGCUCGUCAGUGGAGCAUGCUCAGCAGGACGUUUCUCCUUCUCCAGUGGUACAAGAGUUCGCGUUUCCGGUGCACGAAGGCCGUCCUCCUCCUCGUUCCGGAAGGCGACGAUCGAUCGCGCCAAAGAAGAUCCUCUCAGCACCAGCAGAAGCUGCAACGUCGACGGCGGCCACAACACCGACAGCGGCGGCGGCGGCGGCGGUGCCACCGUUUGGAGAGGCGACAUCGUCGGUGGCGGCAAAGGAGAAGAGCCUUUCUUCGACCGAUGCGGGGCCCAGCGACGACGACCAGAGCAACCUGCCUUCUCAGGAAGGGUCGUCGCAGCCUCGCCGCCCACGACAGCGCCGCCAGCCUCUCGCAGCGACGCCGACGGAGCAGCAGCAAAUCGCGGCGGCGGUGCUGCCGCCCGUCGGCGUGGCCGACACGGCGGCGUCCUCCGAGGAACAGGGGACGGCCAGGCAGGACGAGAGCCUUCCGGAACAGCAGGUUGCCUUGCCGAGGCGUCGCUCGACUAGGCGCAAGUCGAUACGGGGCUCGCGGGCGGGAGGGUCGCUGCUGGAAGAGAACACAGCGGCUCCACAAGUGGGAGCACCCGUCUUCUUGCAAGAGGGGCCGGGUGGCGGUGGCAGCGGCGGUGUCGGCGGUAGUGGGCGGGCCUUGGUCGUGGAGGCGGAGCGGGGAGGGGCACAGGCCACGACCGACGUUGCCGUGGAGCAGGGGGGAACGGUCAUGGCUGGCUUGUUGAACAAGUGCCUCGAGGCGGCGCUAGCGGAGGUGCCGCAAGGCGACGACGUCCUGCCGCUCCUGCGUGACCUGUCGGACGCGUGGAUGGACGCGGAAGCGUGCGCCCUCAAGAACACCGACGACGCCGACGACGACGAGAUGCACCGGAGGGGCGCCGUGGUGGGGGCAGGCAAUGCCGGGCCGCCUAGAGUCGUGCGCCUGUGCGCGUUCAACUUUUCCACGGUCGGCAUGCCAUUGGACACCGCCACCGGAUCGGAGCUGCAAGCGCUGGAGGUAGUGCGGUGCCUGCAAGGCGUCGUCACCGCCCUGCACAAAAUAGAAAAUUUCCACCGGCGUUGUAACUUGGUCCUCAAGACCACCGGAGGCAGCGGCGACGAGAGCAACGGUAACAGCCACAGACUCGUCGCGUGGAGAGCGUUUCAGCACGAAGUUCGUGCUGCUGCUGCGAAUGGUAAUGCUUCAGGAGGAGGAGGAGGGGCGAUAGCAGCGCCCGGCGGAGGAGGAAGGGGCCGUCAAGGACGGCGGCCGUCAGCGGGCAUGAAGGAGAAGGAGAUGGCCAAGGCGGGCCUUGUCCUGCUGGGAGAACUGGAGCCCCUAGAGAGAAGCCCCGAGGGUCUUGUCAAGAGUCCGCUGAGGGAUCGGCUGGCGAGCAUGCUGUCCUCCCUGAUCCGGUUCCACCUCAGGAUUCGCCUCGACGCUCCGCCGGAGAGGCUAACCAGGGCCCCCGAGGCCCUCCCAUCCUGCGGGGACCCGUCUUACGCGGAGGCAAAGAGGAGGGCCGAGGUUCUGCCCCCCAGUCACUUCAGCAAGGUUCACACGGUGGUGGAUGUUUCCGAGACGGACGCAACGCUCGGCGCUUCCUUCUCAAAGGCAUUGUUCAGGCUGGAGGGGUUCUCCUGCGAGAUGGCCGUCGAAGUUCUCUCCGCUGCGGAGGCGUUCGCUGCCGCGGACCAGACCAGGCUCGCCGAGAGGGACGGCGGCUGCCCCGCAAGGGUGGAGAGCGCGGGACGGCUCCUGUCGGCCACGGCGGAUGUUGUCGAUGCUGUUCGUGCAAGGAAGUUUGUGCUGUCUUUGCUGGAGUUGGAGGGCGUCGAGGAAGCUAUCGUCGAGGCGGGGGGGUGGGGCAACGUCGAGAUGUGGGCUUCUUCUCUCAAAGGGCUGAAGGGCUGUGCCGACAUCGACGAGCCUCUCACCCUUCUUUCGGACGUCGGAGCGUUCAAGGCCUGGCUGAUGAGCAAGCCCACGUGGGGGCACGCGACCGCCGAGGGUAUCCUCCGUUCGCUGCUCGAACUGCGGGCCCUCAGGGGGCGGGUGGAGAGGGCCAGACAGAGGUGGAUGUGCCCCGAGGCGUACCAGGCGCUGCGGCAGGAGAUCCUGGAAGCAGCGCACGACAGGUUCAGGUUUCCGGAGUUGAAGAAGAAGGAAGGGAAGGCGGCGGCGGAUGGAAGGGUCGAGGCAGCUGUCGUGGAGCAGAGCGCCGGCAAGGGGAAACCUGUAAAGAAGACGGCGGCGUCCACGAGGAAGCAGAAAGGGAAGAAGAAGGACAAGGAGGAGGAGAAGAAGACAGGGGGGCAGAGGAAAUCGACCGCUGCGGGGAAGCGGCGGAGCACGGCUCGUUCACCAUCAGACGCCGACGGCUCGUCCGGGGUGGCAGAGGCGCCUUCGCCUCCUCCCAGCACUGUCGUCGCCACCGACCAGCCUCCCGCCGCCGGCAAAAGCACGGCCAAGAGCAAGCGCAAGCGGCGGUCCAGCAUCGCAUGACCGCAGUUACAAGGAGUAGCCCGGCACCCUAUCUGUAUCCCAACCACAGCCAGCGAGCGUGGUCGGUCGUGUGUAUGUACGUCUCGGCACCAGUUCGGUCUUGCGGCGGCGCACAGACCACGGCAACAGAAGCAGCGUUGGGAAUAAUCUUUUGCGGGUGGGCGUUACGUUUUGUCAACCGGGGGCUACAAGGACGUGGUUGUCCUUUUGUAUUGUACAAUUUCGAGGGUGAUACGACGGUCAGCAACCAGUCCGGAAGUUAUUUCUGCACGGUUAGCGAUGCCGCCCCAGCUGUCGUGCCGACUUUCUGAUACGAGGGACGAGAUGAGUACCAUUUCUUCUUAGGCUAGCCAAGCUUGUUGGCGUGGUUCGAUGAACGCGCGCGAGGUGGUUUGCUACGGCGUUUGCUUCCUUGCCGAGGGUACAGGGCGCCUGGUGCAAGGACCGCGUUUUUUAUCAUGUAGACUAUUUGUUGUUUCUCAGAAGACGAAUGGGUGUUGUCUUACUGUAAAGUACUUGGUUGCCUGCUGUCGUCGUCGUUUUGGGGCAGUAAGUCGUAGGGAUACCUACAGUACUAAAUUCUCGACAGGGGCGGUUGUGUUCGUAUAAUAUCAUCAUCAUAGACCCUCACAUCCCCACUAAGUAAGUCGGCACGACUACCCCGAGCCUUCACCAACCGUGCUUGGGAGGGGGGCGGUCGGAUGGAUGGGGGGGGGUCACCACACUGACGUUCCGUAUGUCUACACAGACAGGUCAUGAACGAUACCACACGCUUGCUUGCAAAGUAUUAAGGGUCCAUAUAUACACGUAGUCCUUCUGUUUUUUGGACAGCCUACUGUAGAGUAGUAGUUUACGUUUGUUUGCGGGUGCUUACACACCGCAGCGUCCUGUCCUGCUGCUUGCUGUCGUUGUUGGUGUCGCGAGGAUUGAAGUAGUUCUCCGUGUGAUGGGCUAUUUUCGUGAGACACACACAGUAUGCCCCCUAAGAUGAUAGUGUUUUGAUAC
This is a messenger RNA of Ectocarpus siliculosus, 7008 nucleotides long. NCBI's taxonomy places the organism in Eukaryota, Phaeophyceae, Ectocarpales, Ectocarpaceae. The record is from the annotation of a GenBank genome assembly.